AAAAUGGACUACGAAGACGAUGAGCAAAAUUCCCGGAAAAACCCGCCCUCAAAUCGAAUUAUUUAUUCUUUACCGUGCAGAUUGGGAUUGUGGCAAAACGAGGAAGAAAUCAGGCAAAGUAAAUGCAAGGCCAUAGAAAACAAAAGGGACAAUUGCCAGAUGCUUGUGCAGCUAACGAAAAAAAUGGUACGCAAUAUGUUAAAACCAGUCGGGCUAGAAGUAGAGGAGGCUUGUAUGUUUUACGGAAAGAAUUACAUGAUAAAAAGCUCCGGUUUUAACAACGUAAAAUACGUAGAUUGUUCAAAGGGCCUCUACCUCACUGGAUUAAUUACAGAAAAAGAGCUUCCUACUUGUCAACAUUUCAGGCACGGUUGCGGUUUAUCUGCUAGUCCGAUGGAAGAGUCAUUUACACGAAACAGUUUCGCUCUCAUUAAAUAUAGCAGCUACCCUGGUAAUAAAGUAGGAGAUCCCGUUUACUACGGCGAAGACAUUAUGAUUAAGAUAUCGAAGAGCCAAGUUCCGCUAUACGUCCAAUGCGAAAACCACACCAUAGAUACUUUUGGAAGCCAUUUAUCUCUGCGACUAACCAGCAUUCCAGACGUUUAUUGUAAAUUCAAAGUGUUCCAUUGGAAUCCACAAAAACGGCAGGAAUUUUUGGGAACCACUUUCACUCCUCGCACAAAAGUCGUGAUACAACACACAGCUUCUGGUCAAAACUUGGCUGUGGAAACGUUGAGUUGGAUGCCGACGUUUUUCGGACCCGAAUGUAAUGUUAGCUGUCACACCUAUUUGGAUUCGCAUAAAAUGGAAACCGACGAGAAUUUUUGGAUGUUUAAAAACGCACAUAGGGUGCAAGUGCUAAAUCGAAUGUUCCACAUGGCCGCCCAGGAAGAGGAGACUAAUAAUAAUUCUACUCUUUGA
This is a messenger RNA of Ceutorhynchus assimilis (cabbage seed weevil), 921 nucleotides long. The record is from the annotation of a GenBank genome assembly. NCBI's taxonomy places the organism in Eukaryota, Metazoa, Arthropoda, Insecta, Coleoptera, Curculionidae.